AUGGCUGACGACGAGGAGCGCAUCAAAGCAGAGAAGCUGGCCGCGGCCAAGAAAAGAGUGGCCCAACUUCAGAAGAAGAAGAAAGCGAAGAAGACUCCCGCCGCUGGAGCGGAUACACCCAAAGAAGACCCGACGGAAACAGCAGAUGCAUCACCAGAUGCACCAACAGAGGCUGAACCCACCAACGAAGCCCCUGCAGAAACACAACAGACAGACGCCCCCGCGGAAGCUGAGCAAGAUGAACCCGCCGAACCGGAGCCCGCUACCUCCCCGCCAGUGGCCUCAGAGGAGCAAUCACCCCCACAGACCGAAGAUGCGCCAGUUGAGUCUCCAGUUGAGCCGAUGCCACCAGCACCUACAUCUCCUGGCCCGGACGCCGAGCCACUGCCGAUGCUCGAUACGCCCCGCGCCAAUCAUGCGCGCCAGCCAUCUCUAUCGAUCCAGUCCAAGAUGCGGUCAUCGUCUUUCCGCAAAACAUCCGUUUCUCAAGGCAGUGUCUCCCCCUCUCCAUCCUCCGCUCUCAAGUCCCCCGCACAAUCAUUACCGCCCCUGACCGGUGACGGGGAGUCUGUCCAUGAAGUGUUCCGCAAACAGUCUACGAAGAUCGAGGAGCUCGAGAAGGAGAAUAAGCGACUGGAGAAGGAUUUGUCGGACGCCACGACACGCUGGCGCAAGACCGAAGAGCAGGUGGAGGAUCUGCGCGAGGCAAGCGUUGAUGGCGCAGAGCUGAGGGAGCAGUUGAAGAAGGCUGAAGAACAGGUAGCAAGUAUUGAGUCUUUGAAAGAGGAGAUUGCUUCCCUCCAGAGACAGAAUUCACAGCUACAAACGCGAUCACAUCGUACUGUCAGCAACACAGAGUCACCUCCUGCUGACCUGGUUCGUCAGCUCGAGUCUAAAUCGGCUACCAUUGAAUCCAUGGAGUUGGAGAUCUCAAACUUGCGCGCACAAGUCACUUCCCAGACAUCCUCCAACGAUGCGCACGAAUCUCAGGUCGCAGCGCUCGAAGAGAAGGCCUCCAAGAGCCAAGCUGAGUUCGAAAGCUCCCAGCGUGAAUUGGCCGAGACCAAGGCCGCCUUGACCAGUGCAUCGGAAAAGGCAGCCAAAGAAGAUGUUGACAAGACAUCCACUGAGGCGCAGAUAAAGUCACUCCAACAGGAGAUUGAGGAACAUAAGAACGACAAGGUCGAAUCAGAGAAGAAACUGGAGAGCCUGGACAAGAAACUUCAAGCCAUCGGCAAUCUCCACAAGGAGACCGAAGCCCGACACCAGACCCGACUGCGCGAAAGUGAAAAAGCCGAUAAAGAAAUCACCGUCAUGCGCAAGAAGAUCGCCAGCAUUGAAAAUGAGAACCUCCGUCUCCGCGAGGAGAGCGAUCGCAUCCGCACGCGCCAAGCCAGCGGUGGGGCCGACGACGACGCCCUAGAUGAACUCGAAGACGAAGAGCGGCAGCGACUCGAGCGCCGCAUCCGCGAACUGGAAGGUGAAGUCUUUGACCUGCGCCGUGGAGUCUGGCAAGAGAAGCGUCAAGAGCUAGAAUACUACCCGGAUGACGGACCUAGCCCUGCCGGAGAUGCGAAUGCAUUUGACGACGUUGAUCUCGUUGGUGGAAGGCCUGACCACGCCCGUCGCCGCAGCAUGGGCCAGCAACAACACUCGUCUUUCUCUACCGUCCUGUCCAGUGGAUUUGCUGCGUUCACGGGAGCUGGUGGGAACCGGGCCGCCUCGUCGUCCAACCCGCCUCACCCUGGUAGUUUGGAGCUUGUGUCCGAAGAGAACUUUGAUGACGAGUUUGACGAGAAUGCGUUUGCGAUUGCGCAGGCCGAAGAAGAAGGGAGGAAACGUGUCGCUUGGAUGCGCGAUAUCAAGAGCAAGCUUCGCGACUGGAAUGGCUGGCGGUUAGAUCUGGUUGAUAGCCGUGCUGGCGCAGAGGGCGCAGGCGUAGGCAUGGGUGAGAUCUUCGAAGUCUAA
Penicillium salamii is the source of this 1968-nucleotide messenger RNA. Lineage: Eukaryota; Fungi; Ascomycota; Eurotiomycetes; Eurotiales; Aspergillaceae. The record is from the annotation of a GenBank genome assembly.